UCUUAUUCUCUUCUUCUUCUUCUUAUUCCAUUGUUUUACCAGAAAAAAAAAAGACAGACUAAUUCAUUAAUGAGUAACUCCGAGGACAAAUCUUCUAUGGCGGAUUUGGUUCAACCUUCUGAGCAUUUCUGUUACGUCCAAUGCAACUUCUGUAACACUGUUCUUGCGGUUGGGAUUCCAUGCAGACAUUGGUUGGAUACGGUGACAGUGAAAUGUGGUCAUUGUAGUAAUCUCUCUUUUUUGAGCACAAGACCUCCUUUACAAGGCCAAUGCAUUGAUCAUCCUCUAACUUUUCAGUCUCAGGUUGGAUUCUCCAAUAAUGAUCAUAUUCGAAAGGGUGCUUCCACAUCUUCCACUUCCACUGCUUCUUCAAUAACAAAUGAUUCUCCAAAUUUUGUUGUCAAACCCCCUGAGAAGAAACAUAGACUCCCAUCUGCUUACAAUCGUUUCAUGAAAGAGGAAAUUCAACGUAUCAAAGCUGCAAACCCAGAAACACCUCAUCGAGAAGCAUUUAGUGCAGCAGCAAAAAACUGGGCAAGAUACAUUCCUAAUUCAGCUGGGUCGGUUUCUGGGACUCACAACAACAACGAAUGAAAGGGUUUAUUAGGACAGUGGAAGAUGGGACAAAUCAUAUGGCUGUCUAAUCUAGGGUUUGAUAAAGUUAAGAAUUGGCCAUGUCUAUGUCUUUCGUAUCUUUGUUUUUUCUCUUCAUGUUUUUUCUUUGUGUUAUCUUUUUGCUUUUUUCAUGGAUGAAUCUUUGUUGGUUGUAUCGAUUAAAAGCUAUAAGAUCGAGUUGUAUUUUCUUAUAUAUCAUAAUAUAAUUGUAAUUCACUCUCUCU
Messenger RNA from Cucumis melo (muskmelon), 839 nucleotides. RefSeq names its product protein CRABS CLAW. Lineage: Eukaryota; Viridiplantae; Streptophyta; Magnoliopsida; Cucurbitales; Cucurbitaceae. Gene Ontology annotation, biological process: multicellular organism development; style development; cell fate commitment. The record is from RefSeq and is a predicted model, not a curated record. The transcript is spliced from 7 exons. Bases 70 to 594 code for a protein of 174 amino acids. Gene Ontology annotation, cellular component: nucleus.